Molecule: messenger RNA, 2118 nt
Organism: Naumovozyma dairenensis CBS 421
Lineage: Eukaryota; Fungi; Ascomycota; Saccharomycetes; Saccharomycetales; Saccharomycetaceae
Exons: 1
Source: RefSeq, a predicted model, not a curated record
AUGAAAAGUUUCCUCUAUUCGUUGUACCUGGGACUUUUAGUCUUUCUAAAUGUUGCUUUAGCGUUAGGGCAAUCUUCCAAUGACAAUGUGUCAGAGGUUGUAUAUGUAACAACUCAUAUUACUGGUGCUCUAACUUUAGAAACAAUGUUUUACAUAAGUAUCCCUUAUUCUGACUUUUCAACAGGUUUAUACCCGAUGUCAUCUACGCAACUAUCAUCUCAAUAUUUAUUUAGUAACCAGUUCACUGUAGCAACUUCAAUCACAAAUGCUACAUCAACACCUCCAAUACCUUCAAUAUCAAGAAGUUCCUUGAAUGUUGCUUCAUCUACCGGACCUACAGUUGCUAGGACCGCUGUUCCAUCAUCUUACACCAACUCGAGUGCCUCCACCUCUGGUGUGUCAUCCACUGUUUCCGGAUCUUCUGUUGUUCCAUCAUCGUAUGCCAACUCCAGUGCCUCCACCUCUGGUGUCUCAUCCACUGUUUCUGGAUCGUCUGUUGUUCCAUCAUCGUAUGCCAACUCCAGUGCCUCCACCUCUGGUGUGUCAUCCAGUGAAUCCAGAUCUUCUGUUGUUCCAUCAUCGUAUGUCAACUCCAGUGCCUCCACCUCUGGUGUGUCAUCCACUGAAUCCAGAUCUUCUGUUGUUCCAUCAUCGUAUGCCAACUCCAGUGCCUCCACCUCUGGUGUCUCAUCCACUGAAUCUGGAUCUUCUGUUGUUCCAUCAUCGUACGCCAACUCCAGUGCCUCCACCUCUGGUGUCUCAUCCACUGUUUCUGGAUCUUCUGUUGUUCCAUCAUCGUAUGCCAACUCCAGUGUUUCCACCUCUGGUGUGUCAUCCACUGUUUCUGGAUCUUCUGUUGUUCCAUCAUCGUAUGCCAACUCCAGUGUUUCCACCUCUGGUGUGUCAUCCACUGAAUCUGGAUCUUCUGUUGUUCCAUCAUCGUAUGCCAACUCCAGUGCCUCCACCUCUGGUGUCUCAUCCACUGAAUCUGGAUCUUCUGUUAUUCCAUCAUCGUAUGUCAACUCCAGUGUUUCCACCUCUGGUGUGUCAUCCACUGAAUCUGGAUCUUCUGUUGUUCCAUCAUCGUAUGCCAACUCCAGUGCCUCCACCUCUGGUGUGUCAUCCACUGUUUCUGGAUCUUCUGUUGUUCCAUCAUCGUACGCCAACUCCAGUGCCUCCACCUCUGGUACCUCAUCCACUGAAUCUGGAUCUUCUGUUGUUCCAUCAUCGUACGCCAACUCCAGUGCCUCCACCUCUGGUGUGUCAUCCACUGUUUCUGGAUCUUCUGUUGUUCCAUCAUCGUAUGCCAACUCCAGUGCUUCCACCUCUGGUGUGUCAUCCACUGAAUCUGGAUCUUCUGUUGUUCCAUCAUCGUAUGCCAACUCCAGUGCCUCCACCUCUGGUGUCUCAUCCACUGAAUCUGGAUCUUCUGUUGUUCCAUCAUCGUAUGUCAACUCCAGUGCCUCCACCUCUGGUGUCUCAUCCACUGUUUCUGGAUCUUCUGUUGUUCCAUCAUCGUAUGUCAACUCCAGUGCCUCCACCUCUGGUGUGUCAUCCACUGAAUCCAGAUCUUCUGUUGUUCCAUCAUCGUAUGCCAACUCCAGUGCCUCCACCUCUGGUGUGUCAUCCACUGAAUCUGGAUCUUCAGUUGUUCCAUCAUCGUAUGUCAACUCCAGUGCCUCCACCUCUGGUAUGUCAUCCACUGUUUCCGGAUCUUCUGUUGUUCCAUCAUCGUAUGCCAACUCCAGUGCCUCCACCUCUGGUGUCUCAUCCACUGUUUCUGGAUCUUCUGUUGUUCCAUCAUCGUAUGCCAACUCCAGUGUUUCCACCUCUGGUGUGUCAUCCACUGUUUCUGGAUCUUCAGUUGUUCCAUCAUCGUAUGCCAACUCCAGUGCCUCCACCUCUGGUGUGUCAUCCACUGAAUCUGGAUCUUCUGUUGUUCCAUCAUCGUAUGUCAACUCCAGUGCCUCCACCUCUGGUGUGUCAUCCACUGAAUCUGGAUCUUCUGUUGUUCCAUCAUCGUAUGCCAACUCCAGUGUUUCCACCUCUGGUGUCUCAUCCACUGUUUCUGGAUCGUCUGUUGUUCCAUCAUCGUACGCCAACUCCAAUGUUUCCACC